Messenger RNA from Achroia grisella, 4902 nucleotides. RefSeq lists its product as uncharacterized. The transcript has 2 exons. The record is from RefSeq and is a predicted model, not a curated record. Bases 1 to 4902 code for a protein of 1633 amino acids. NCBI's taxonomy places the organism in Eukaryota, Metazoa, Arthropoda, Insecta, Lepidoptera, Pyralidae.
AUGAGUGAUUCUUCAGAUACAGAACCGACAAUGCUUGAUGCACAAGAAAAGAAAGAAUUACGAGAUUUGACUAGAAAAAGAGGUGCUAUUAAGGCACGAUUAACUAAAUUUAAAGAGUCUAUUUCUCUUUUUCAACAAAUAAAACCUGACAUGUUAAGUAAAAUACAAAUUGAUGAGUUUACGCGUAGAAUGAGUAACAUUGAUACAGCUUACAAUGAAUUUCAGUCUAUUCAGUCACAAAUUGAAACAUUAACUUUAGAUGUGGACAAUGAGGUAGAACAAAGAGAUAGCAUUGAAUCUUCCUUUUUCUCCCUCCUUGCCCAAGCACAAGCCAUUGUCGAUUCUUCCUUACAUAAACCAAACAGCGAUAAUCUUCAAGCAAGAUUACACGAUGUUACUACAUCAAUCGCUCCUGGGUCUUUUGGUAAUAUUCGCUUACCCGAAAUAAAACUUCCUAAAUUUUUAGGAAAUUAUUUAUCGUGGCUAGAAUAUAAGGAAACAUUCGAUUCUUUAAUUAAUUCAAAUGACUCAAUGCCUGAUAUAAACAAAUUCCAUUACUUGAGAUCAUCGUUGGAAGGUGAACCUAGAGAUAUAAUUAAAUCGAUUGAGUUUACCUCUGCUAAUUAUAAAAAUGCGUGGCAAUUAUUAACUGAUAGGUAUAACAACAUUAACAUCCUUAUUAAUAAUCAUAUCAAGUCUUUAUUUAAUAUUGAACCUUUAAGACAUGAUUCACAUAAGGGUAUUCGUUUUAUUAUUGAUCAUAUUUCUAAAAACUUACGUGCAUUAAAUACGCUAGGUCAACCCACGGAUAAGUGGGAUACUUUAUUGAUAUUCAUGAUAGCUAGCAAAUUGGAUACUGUGACUCUUUCGAAAUGGGAAGAGUAUAAAAACAACAUGAAUUCCUUUCCUGUCUUGGAUGAGUUUACUCAAUUUUUACGUAACCGGGCAGAUAUGCUUGAAACUUUAUAUUUCAAUAAAAAUAAUUUUCAAAUUUCGACACGUAAUGAUAAUCAUCAAUAUACUUACAAUAAUAAUAAUCGUACUAAAAUAACAAAAACGUUUGUCACGUCCUCGUGUGACAAGUCUUACUAUAAGGCACCUACCUGUGCAUUUUGUAAUAAAAAUCACAGAAUAGUAGAAUGUACUGCAUUUAAACAAUUAAAGCCUGAAGGGAGAAUAAAUGAAUGUUCCAAAUUAAAUCUUUGUUUGAACUGCCUUCGAAGGGGUCACAAUGUAUCCCAAUGCACAUUAGGUACCUGCAGAAUUUGCAAGGGGCCUCAUAAUACAUUGUUGCAUGUUAAGUCUGAAAGCAAUACACAUUUAGAUAAACAAGACACAUUAACCCAUGCCUUACCAGUCAGCCUUACCGUAUCUUGUAGUAAACAGGUUCUUCUGGGAACUGCUAUAAUAAAUAUAAUCAAUUACAGCAAUAAUCGUACAUACCGGGCUCGAGCAUUACUUGAUUCAGCGAGUCAGUCUUCAUACAUUACAAAAAACAUGAAAAAUAUGAUAGGUUUAACUUCCCACCAUAUGGAUCCUAUUCGUAUUAUAGGUAUAAAUGAUUCAAAUUUCAGUAUUUCAGAAAAAUGCAACUUUGAUUUAUAUUCUUUGAAUACACAUUAUAAUAAAAAUAUUAACUGUUUAAUUGUGCCUAAAAUUACUGGUUGUCUACCAAACACAAAUAUUAAUAUUUCUGAAUUAUCAUUACCGUUAAAUAUUCAACUUGCAGAUCCCACAUUUUUUGAAUCCUCAGAAAUAGACGUACUUCUAGGUGCGGAUGUAUUUUUUGAAAUUAUAAACACAGAAAGAAUAUCACUUGGAGAUAAUAAACCUAUUUUACAAAGCUCCAAGUUAGGAUGGUUAGUGGUAGGACCUUUGGGUUUCAUUACAGACAAUAACACAAAAACCUACUGUAAUUUUAGUAAACAAAUUCAUAACUCAUUAAUUAAAUUUUGGGAGCUUGAAGAAAUACCUGAAAUUAAUACUCGUAAAAUAAAUCUGUCUCCUGACUAUGACUACUGUGAAAAAUACUUUACUGAGACUACUCAUAGGUUGUCUGACGGUAGGUUUUCAGUCUGUAUGCCAUUACGUGAAUCACCUGAAACAUUAGGGGAAACUUACCAUAUAGCCCGCAGUAGAUUUAUUAACCUGGAAAGAAAAUUAAUAAAAAACCCUGAAAUUAAAAAAGAUUAUAGUAAAUUCAUUAAAGAAUAUGAGCUUUUGGGACAUUUAACUAGAAUUAAUAAACCUAAUUUCGGUAUUUAUUUACCACACCAUGCUGUCCUACGAGACGGAAGCGAAACAACCAAACUUAGAGUUGUCUUUGACGCUUCAGCAAAGUCAUCACUUAGUAAAUCUUUAAAUGAUAUACAAUAUAUAGGUCCUACAUUACAGGAUCCAUUAUUUAAUAUUAUUGUUCGUUUUAGGCAGCAUCGUUACGUCUUAACUGCUGAUAUACAAAAAAUGUAUAGGCAGAUACAGUUAGACUCAUCACAGCGCCAUCUACAGUUAAUUUUGUGGCGAGAUACACCUGACCUACCACUUGAGAUUUUACAACUUAACACUGUCACGUACGGAACGGCGUCAGCUCCUUAUCUUAGUCAGCGCUGUCUUUUACAAUUGGCACAUGAGUGUAAGGAUAAGAGAAUUUCAGACAUAUUAAAACAUGAUUUUUAUUAUGAUGACUUGCUAACUGGAGCUGACACUAUACCGGACUUAAUUUAUAUUCAACAAUCUGUUACACAAUCACUAGCUUCUGCGUGUUUUCCAUUACAUAAAAUUCGUAAAAACUGUCAAAACGUAUGUCCCAGUUCUAAUAUAAUAAACUCACACUUAUUAGAUUCUAGUAAGAUGUCAAGUGUACUAGGUUUACAGUGGUCUCCUAGUACUGACAUGCUACAAUUUACUGUAAAAAUUGAUAACAAUUUAAAUAAAAUAACUAAAAGAAUAAUUUUAUCUAACACAUGUAAAUUAUUUGAUCCAUUAGGUAUACUUAGCCCUUGUACAAUUAAAUUUAAAAUUAUUUUACAAAAGUUAUGGCUGCUAAAAUUGGGAUGGGACGAUCGCGUACCUGAUGAUAUAAGAGACAGUUGGCAAAAUAUCGUUAAUAAAUUACACAUACUUACUUGCAUAACAAUACCUAGACAUAUAUUAUGUUGUUCAUAUGUGGUAACUGAGAUCCAUUGUUUUGUGGACGCUUCACAAGAAGCUUAUGGAGCUUGUGUAUACUUACGGAGCUUUAAUGAUAAGAGCAAACCAUCGGUAACCCUUGUGUGCGCCAAGACUCGGGUCGCACCGUUAAAACCUACCACUAUACCCCGCCUCGAGCUGUGUGGAGCACUAUUAGGCGCACGCUUGGUUGCCAAGGUGUGUCAAGCUUUACGUUGUCCUAUACAACGCAAGUUUUUUUGGUCUGAUUCCACCAUUGUAUUGGCUUGGAUCAAAAGGCAACCAAAGGAUUUAAAUUCAUUUGUAUGUAACAGGCUGAUUGAAAUUCAUGAACUCACAACCAGACAAUCAUGGUAUCAUAUACCUACUUCUUUAAACCCAGCUGAUCUGGCCUCUAGAGGUGUAGCGCCGGAUCAACUGCGGAAAUCAAAAUUGUGGUUUGAGGGACCACCCUUUCUAAAUGAAAAUGAGUCUCAGUGGCCACUGCAACAACAUAUAAAUUCAUGUAUAACAGAUUUACCUGAACUCAAAGUACACAUAAACAUUAUUAAUACACCUCUCUUAGAUUACAAUAGAUUUUCAAAAUUAAUAAAGUUAAAAGGAACCAUGGCAUACAUACAUAGGUUUAUAUAUAAUUGUCGUAAUAAUAAGAAACGUGAAGGAAGCUUAACUACAGAUGAAUUAUAUUUAGCUGAAUUAACUUUAACUAAACUUGUGCAACAUGAAUUAUUUUUAAAUGAGAUACGAUUACUUAAAAAUCAAAAAUAUUUAAAUUCAAAUUCACCUUUAUUACAGUUAACUCCAUUCAUUGACAAAGACGGACUGCUCAGAGUGGGUGGUCGCCUUCAGAACUCAGAACAUUCCUUUAAUAAAAAGCAUCCAGCGCUGUUACAUAGUAAACAUUAUUUUACAAAAUUAAUCAUGGAAGGCGAACACUUGCGACUGAUGCAUGCUGGACCCCAGCUGCUCCUUAGCUCCGUCCGUGAUCAGUAUUGGCCAAUUAAUGGUCGUAAUUUGGCACGAAGAAUAACUCGCGAGUGUAUCGUUUGCACUCGCUUACGCGGUAACACUAUGGAGCAGCUGAUGGGUAAUCUACCAGCUGACAGGCUGCACCCUGGAUAUGCAUUUCAAAUCUGUGGUGCAGACUUUGCUGACACACUGUUCACACAAAUAGAGGCUAUCCUAAAUUCUAGACCACUUACUCCCCUCUCAUCUGACCCCAAUGAUCUCUCACCUUUAACUCCGGGGCACUUCUUGAUUGGAAGACCUAUCAGUGCCUUGCCAACGUCGCCUCCGCCACUACAUCCUAACCGCUAUCAACUAAUUGAAGUACUAAGACAACAUUUUUGGUCUAGAUGGCGUAAUGAAUAUUUAUGCGAACUUCAGCAGCGUACCAAGUGGAAGCGUCGGCAGCGAGACAUCCAGGUCGGGGACCUAGUGGUAUUCAAAGAUGCCACCACUCCACCACUGAAAUGGAAACUUGGCAGAGCCGUUCAGCUGUUUCCAGGCAGUGACGGGCUUUGCAGAGUAGCGGAUUUCAAGACCAUCAGCGGGAUCGAGAGGAGAGCCCUAAACAAGGUCUGCCUCCUCCCCACGACGCUGCUGGGGGCGGAGGAUGUUCAGAACACUGAGAAGGGGGAGAGGGGUGCGGCAUCUGCCGGCACCGCUGAUCCGCGCGGCGACCGGUCUGCCUCUUCCCAUUCAGAAGUCACGGCGAGCGCCCGCGCCACUUAA